GGUCACUCAGAUCCCGCCCAUACAGCAGGUCAGGCCGCGCCUUGGCGCCAUAUUUGAAGUUCCCGCCACCCACACAAUACGCGCGGUAUCCACACUCCUCUGGCUCCGGUUCUUCUCAAGCCAUGUCAAAAAGUCUCCGGUCCGGGGAUCAUUCCCUCGCUACAGGCAGCGGAGACCCCGUUACAUACGUGCUGCCAGACUUGAGCCGGACACGAGCAGCCCUACGACAACUGGAGACGACACUGCUGUGCUCCAAAUG
Messenger RNA from Pelobates cultripes (western spadefoot toad), 259 nucleotides. Lineage: Eukaryota; Metazoa; Chordata; Amphibia; Anura; Pelobatidae. The record is from the annotation of a GenBank genome assembly.